GGUUUGUUGCUUUUUUUCUCAAUGAAAGAUGAACUGUCAAAUGCAGCGCUGUCCAAACAUUUAAAUCUGUUGUUGCCGUCCAAUUUCAUCGUCGCAUCAAUAGUUUAUUAUCGGUUAAAUAGUGAAAAAAGUUGAAAAUUUUAGAAUAUUUUCGAACAUUUGACGGAAAGCGCGUGAGAAAAUGAAGGUGGCAAUUGAAGGAUGCGCUCAUGGCGAAUUGGAAAAGAUUUAUGACACAAUUGCGUUGAUCGAACAACAGCAGAAUAUCAAAGUGGAUUUGCUGUUGUGUUGCGGUGAUUUUCAAGCCACACGAAAUCUCAAUGAUCUCGAGUGCAUGGCUGUGCCGAAGAAAUUCCGCGAUAUCUGUACAUUUUAUAAAUACUACAGUGGUGAAAAAGUGGCUCCAAUCCUAACGAUAUUCAUCGGUGGCAAUCAUGAGGCAUCAAAUUACUUGCAAGAAUUACCGUACGGUGGUUGGGUAGCGCCAAACAUUUACUACUUGGGCUAUGCAAGUGUUGUCACAUACAAAGGUGUUCGAAUCGGUGGUUUGUCGGGCAUUUACAAGGGAUUCGAUUAUUUUAAGGGUCAUUUCGAGAAGCCACCGUAUGACAACGAUGCUAUGCGUUCCGUGUAUCACUAUCGGCAACAGGAGACAUUUCGAUUGCAGCAAUUAUCGCAGCCGAUUGACAUUAUGAUGUCACAUGAUUGGCCCACCGACGUCUACAACUACGGGAAUGCCGGUCAAUUGAUCAAAUUUAAGCCACAUUUCCGUGAUGAGAUCCACGAUAAUAAACUCGGUAGUCCGCCGCUGUUUGAAUUGUUAAAGAAACUUCAGCCCAAGUAUUGGUUCUCAGGUCAUUUGCACUGUAAAUUCGCUGCGGUCAUUCCGCACGAUGAUGGCAAAGAAACGAAAUUUCUAGCACUAGAUAAAUGUCUGCCAAAUCGGCGAUUCUUGCAAAUUAUCGACAUUGAUGGCCCCGAACCAGAUUCACAGGGACUUCACUAUGAUCUGGAGUGGUUGACAAUUUUGUAUACAACGAAGCAUUUAAUGCACGUUAAACCGUUGUCGAAUUACAUGCCUGGACCGGGGAAUGAAACGUGUCGUUGGGAUUUUCGGCCAACCGAAGAUGAGAAAAACUUGGUACUUAAACGAUUCAGUGGCAAUUUGGAAGUGCCGAAAAAUUUCGAGCGAACAGCACCACCGUAUAAUCCAAAUAAUCGACCGCCAAUGACACAACAACCGAAACCAGUGAAAAAUCCACAAACCGUUGACUUUUGCAAUAUACUCGAAAUUGAUGACCCACUGAAUUUGGUGGUCAUUUUGGCCGGCGGUGAAAUCAAUCAUUCCGAAUAUCGGGAUGUGAUCAAUGCAUCGAUGUCUGAUACCAGUUUGCUGAAUGACAGCGAUCGAGUUGAGGAUCUGUCGGAAAAUAAUACACUCAACAUUUCCAACGCUUCAUCCGGUGGCAUUUCGAAUUUAACACUGCUCAAUCAAAGACUGUCACUGUUCGAUUCAUUGCCAGCACCGAAAAAUACACUCAACGAAUCAUUGAACCCGGAAGAGGCCGAUAUUGACCUGAGUGAUGAUGAAGAUGCACCCAUCGAUGAUGAUGAUGAUGAUGAUGAUGAUAACUUGAAAACGAAGAUUGACGGCAAUAUCGAUCAAGAAAUUAAAAUUGGUGAAGAUCGAUUGCCAACAUUGAAUGAACUCUCUGCAGAAGAUGUUAAAUUGGAUGAAAUCCCCACGGUAGAAACCGAAUUACCAGACUCAACUGAAACACCAGAAUCAACUGAAUUUUCUUCGGCUGCAGAAAAACGCCAAAAUCACGACACCAAUCAAACCGAAUCAACACCUCCGACCAUCAAAAAAAUUAAACGACGAAAUGCCGCAAUAUACGCCGAAACAGAUGAUUAAUAACAACAAUUUAUUGAAUCAACCAUUGAAUGAAAUUAGCUAAAUAAACGAUUUUUUUUACUUAAGAAUAGUUAAGCUUGAUUUUAUAGAAAAAAAGAUCCAACAUUUUUAUUAGCAAUGUGUUUUUUUUUUCGAAACAAAUACAAAACAUAAGGCAGUCAAACAGAAAAUAACACGAGAAAAUGGUA
This is a messenger RNA of Sitodiplosis mosellana (orange wheat blossom midge), 2103 nucleotides long. It is a transcript of the gene ldbr, whose product is annotated as lariat debranching enzyme. Bases 182 to 1915 code for a protein of 577 amino acids. The record is from RefSeq and is a predicted model, not a curated record. Gene Ontology annotation, cellular component: nucleus. Lineage: Eukaryota; Metazoa; Arthropoda; Insecta; Diptera; Cecidomyiidae. Gene Ontology annotation, biological process: mRNA splicing, via spliceosome. Gene Ontology annotation, molecular function: RNA lariat debranching enzyme activity. The transcript is spliced from 2 exons.